UUCAGAAGGAUCUCUAUGAAUCUCCAACAGCGGAUUGAGAAACACCCGCCGAACAGUUGGGAAGUGAUCAAAGGUGUAAAUGUAGAAAAUUUGCUCAAUUAUCUUUCCAAGGACCUCAAAAGCAACAUAAAGCGUGAACUCUGCUUAGACCUACUAAAGAAAGUAGACGAGUUUGCAACCUGGAAUGAUACGAGUUUGGAUGACCUUUGUGAUUGUGUGAGGCCAGCUUUCUAUGAUGAGCGGACUCGCAUUGUUCGGGAGGGAGACCCAAUUGAUGAGAUGCUCUUUGUACUGCAAGGCAAUCUAUGGACCUACAGCUCCAGGGGCACUGCAACUACCCCUCGGAGGACUGAUCAUCACCCUAGUGAACAAGAUAUUCUUGAAGAGGGUGACUUCUUCGGAGAAGAACUUGUUGCUUGGGCUAGAGAUGACGCUUCACCAUCUAACCUCCCCAUCUCAACCAGAACCCUUCAGGCGGUUACGAAUGUCGACGCCUUUGUUCUUAUGGCCUAUGACUUGAGAAAAAUAUUAAUAAAGCACAAUCAGGAACUUGUUUCAGACAAUCUCUCUCUUGUUUCAUCUGAUCAGCAGCAAGGAGAGCCUGAGAUCACUGCAGAAGAACAAUAAAUU
Molecule: messenger RNA, 630 nt
Organism: Pistacia vera
Lineage: Eukaryota; Viridiplantae; Streptophyta; Magnoliopsida; Sapindales; Anacardiaceae
Product: cyclic nucleotide-gated ion channel 1-like
Exons: 2
Coding region: 16-627 (203 amino acids)
Source: RefSeq, a predicted model, not a curated record